AUGAGCCCCUCAAUAAUCUACGUGAUGGGCACGUCGGGCUGCGGGAAAACGACCAUCUCCACGGCACUUGCGUCAAAAUUGGGUUAUAAUUACGGCGAAGGGGACCACAUGCACUCCAACGCCAACAAGGAAAAAAUGGCUUCAGGCCGCCCCCUGACUGAUGAGGAUCGUAGGCCCUGGCUCAGCGAGAUUCACGAAUAUGCUUUGAAACAUCCCAAUUCUGUACUCACCUGUUCGGCCUUGAAGCGUACGUAUCGCGAAGCGUUGCGCAAGGACCUUGACGCGGCCUUUAUUUUCUUGAAAGUGGACAAAAAUGUGCUGCUUCAUCGGCUGAAAAAUCGAGUCGGCCAUUUUAUGCCGGCGACCCUGUUGGACUCGCAGCUCGACACGUUAGAAGACCCGACUGGCGAGCCCAACACGUUCGUCAUCGAAAACCACGGGGACAAGUCGGUGGAGACGGUCGUCGACAACAUUGUUUGGUUGUUGAACUCGAAAAUGGACCCGAAUUCU
Mesorhabditis spiculigera is the source of this 510-nucleotide messenger RNA. The record is from the annotation of a GenBank genome assembly. Lineage: Eukaryota; Metazoa; Nematoda; Chromadorea; Rhabditida; Rhabditidae.